Galendromus occidentalis (western predatory mite) is the source of this 625-nucleotide messenger RNA. It is a transcript of the gene Polr3I, whose product is annotated as RNA polymerase III subunit I. Gene Ontology annotation, cellular component: RNA polymerase III complex. Lineage: Eukaryota; Metazoa; Arthropoda; Arachnida; Mesostigmata; Phytoseiidae. Gene Ontology annotation, molecular function: nucleotide binding. Gene Ontology annotation, biological process: transcription initiation at RNA polymerase III promoter. The transcript has 2 exons. The coding region runs from base 1 to 414 and encodes 137 amino acids. The record is from RefSeq and is a predicted model, not a curated record.
AUGAGUGUCAUCAACGCAAUGUCUCACUUGCUGAGCAACUUUGAGGUGAUGUCGAUUCUCAAAAAGUCACAGGCCGAAGUUCGAGCUUGUAAGAGUUUAGCGACAUUGAGCUACGAGACUCUGAAGCACCUCGUCAACAGCCCCGCUUCGAAGCAGAGUGAAGAGGUUGUGCUUAACUUCUUGCAAGAGAUGAAGAACUUUCCGAAGCCGUUGACGAAGGCCGAGAAGCUGCAGCUGCUCAAUUUGCGGCCCACGAACUUUGCUGAAAUUCAGGUGAUUAUCGAGAACAUGGAAGAACGACUCUCAGAAGCGGAGCUCGAAGAUUUGCUUCAAUUAGUCGCCCGAACAAUACCCUCGCUCGAAGAAGAGGAGAGUCCGCCGGAGGCCACAGACCUAGCUACUGUAGAAAACUGAAUAAACAAGGAAAUGCUCGAGAUAAGAAGGAGCAUGUAGCGUAUAGCCGAAAAAUAUCGAAUCGAGGGAGGUCCAUCGUCUCCGCACCCUAUCUGAAAUUCCUUGUUUGUAUCUUCUGUCGGGAAGAGGAAAGGACAGAUCGAAACACACACACCAUGUCACUGGAGGAACUCCUGGAACUGCGAUGACAGCAGAGUGCUGCAUAGAAACU